Fusarium oxysporum Fo47 is the source of this 470-nucleotide messenger RNA. Its product is annotated as 40S ribosomal protein eS27. The transcript has 3 exons. Gene Ontology annotation, cellular component: cytosolic small ribosomal subunit; ribosome. Gene Ontology annotation, biological process: translation; ribosomal small subunit assembly. NCBI's taxonomy places the organism in Eukaryota, Fungi, Ascomycota, Sordariomycetes, Hypocreales, Nectriaceae. The record is from RefSeq and is a predicted model, not a curated record. Bases 120 to 368 code for a protein of 82 amino acids. Gene Ontology annotation, molecular function: RNA binding; structural constituent of ribosome.
CUUUUCCUCGCUUACCUCCUCCCACCCACCUUGCGAGCCUCAAAUCUGAUCCCGGAUUUCGUCAAGCUUUCCCAUUCUCGCAAGAAACCGACAAGACUUUUUCGAGAAAAUCAGACAAGAUGGUUCUCGCCGUUGAUCUUCUGAACCCUUCCCCGGCCGCCGAGGCCAAGAAGCACAAGCUCAAGACCCUCGUGCCCGCCCCUCGAUCCUUCUUCAUGGACGUCAAGUGCCCCGGAUGCUUCACCAUCACCACCGUCUUCUCUCACGCCCAGACCGUCGUCAUCUGCCAGGGAUGCACUACUGUCCUCUGCCAGCCUACCGGUGGUAAGGCUCGAUUGACUGAGGGCUGCUCUUUCCGACGGAAGUAAACUGCUUCGCGGCGGUUUUAUCUCCUUGGGUACUCAUGACUCUUACGGUUCAACUCAUGGUGGUCAUCUCGGAUCUGCAAAAACACAACCUCGACAUGGACG